Botrytis byssoidea is the source of this 513-nucleotide messenger RNA. RefSeq lists its product as uncharacterized. NCBI's taxonomy places the organism in Eukaryota, Fungi, Ascomycota, Leotiomycetes, Helotiales, Sclerotiniaceae. The record is from RefSeq and is a predicted model, not a curated record. The coding region runs from base 1 to 513 and encodes 170 amino acids. The transcript is spliced from 2 exons.
AUGCACAUAACAACCACCUCCCUCCUCACCCUCCUCUUUUCCCUCUCCAUCCCCCUUUCCAUCACCGCAAUCCCAACUCCCGCUCCCGCUCCUGCUUCAAAAACCACAAAGGAAGAUCUGAGUUAUCUAGCGGAACUAUUCGCUUCCGAUAGCUUAGCUAGAAGUUUCAAAUUACGAGCCGAUAGUCAAUUUCCCCUCGCAGACCCCUCUGCGAAUAAAAAAGUCUGCGGACGCGCAUACGCGCGCAAGGAAACGGAAACGGCGUUUUUUGGGAAACAGUGCUGUUGUAUGUUUUUGCAUACGAAGGAUGGGGCGGGCGGGCAGAGGAAGGCAGAGAGGAUUCAUGGGGGUGCGUUGGUGGGGGGAUUGUUGGAGCAUAGGGAGGGGGGAUUGGGGGUCAGGUUGGGGCUGAGGGGAGGAGAGACGAGGUUUUGGGGGGAGGGAGGGGGGGCCGAGGAUGCGAUGAUUACUUGUGGGUUGGAUGAGGGGACGGGGGUUUGUGAGGAGGGGUAG